Molecule: messenger RNA, 1175 nt
Organism: Carya illinoinensis
Lineage: Eukaryota; Viridiplantae; Streptophyta; Magnoliopsida; Fagales; Juglandaceae
Exons: 2
Coding region: 308-949 (213 amino acids)
Source: RefSeq, a predicted model, not a curated record
UCUCUCAAAAACAAUUAUAAGAAUCAGGCCUGCCAAAGCAAAAGAAGGGGGGGUGGGUUGCAAUAAAGAAUGGAGAACGGGAAAAGAAGACAUUGCCAGCCCCCCAUCUUGGAGUUACAAAUUGCAGGAAAAGGUUCUUCACGAUUCUGAUCAGCCCAGAUCAUGAAACUUCUUUGCUCUUCUUCUCAACAGCUCUCACGUACUCAUCAUACUCCAGUUGGUUUAGUUAAUGCAAGAUCCCAAGAACUCAAACACAAGAUUCGAUUGAUCUCAAUCCACGAAGCUGCUACAUAUCAAGAAAUAAAGCAUGACAUCAUGUACGUGCUUGAUCUUUCGCAUGAAUAGGAAGCCGGCCUGGUAUCAAAGAGCAGUGAAGAUGGCCACUGUUUGGAGAAGUACCAUUUCCAAGUCCAGAGAAAUCCCUACGAAAAAUGCUACAAUAUUAUGGAGAGGUACCAUUUCCAGAGCCACUACAGAAAUCGAUCAUCCAACUCAUGCGAGCUCCAAAUUAUAUACUAGAAACAACAAGCUAAGCAAAUGCAGCUCUCUAAAGAUUGCCACCACUACGUUUACUCGAGUUUGUCUUUGUGCACCAAUCUCUUCCUACAAGGAGCUUAAUUUCCGAGCUGAACAGAUUCCACCCAGAAGAAGCAACAGUUACCCAAGAUACUCAAAGUCGAGUACGACGUUUCCCACGUCACAGGAUGGAGUAAAUUAUAAUAUUCCUACCCCAAGACUUAGUGUGGAAGGUGGGAGAAGAGUUUUCCGGGGAAAGUCUCUGACGGAUGAUGUUUUGAUGAGAAGAUUUGUGGUUGAAGAAGAAGCAAUGAUGCAAGUUAGGAGGAGGAAUCAAAUGGAAGCUAUAAGGAGGAGAAGUAUUAUGAGAAGGAAGAAGCUUGGGCCCAGUCGUCUCAGUAGAAUGGUUAUGGCAGGGGAAGAACAUGCAUGAUAAUCAUGAUCGAAUCAGUAGUUGAUCGAAAUUAUAAGUAGUUUAUAGUAAAUUUUGGGGGGGAAAUCAUUUUUCAUUAUUUGAUCGGGUUACCUUCAUAUAUAUAUGUGGGCAAUUUUUCAUGUAAUCAAUUAUUUUAUGGAAAAAAAAAUCCGGAAUUAAUUUGUUCGGUUGGAUGAUUUUAUAUAUUUGAAUAUUUCUUUAUAUAUUUGAAUAUUUCUGCAAA